AUGGAGUUAAGCAAAGUGAGUGUAGAAAAGAUAUCCGUACCAAUUAAGAGUAAUUGUGAAAUUUGUGAGACCAACACAUAUUUGACCAAGGAUUGUCCCACAGUUCCAGCAUUUCAAGAGGUACUGCAUGAGCAGGCCAAUAUGGCCAAUGCAUACCAAAGACCAUUUAAUUCGCCUUACUAUGAGACUUAUAAUCCUAAUUGGCGAAAUCACCCCAACUUCAGUUGGAGGAAUGGUCCAUAUGCCAAUGAGCCCCAAAGACCUUCUUCUAAUGUUCCUUAUGUGCCACCACAUAAGAAGGCUUUUGCAAACACAAUGCAAACUUUUGUACAGAGACAAGACCAGAUCAACCAAAAUAACAUGCAAAAUAUUCAAGAGUUGAAAAACUCAGUUGAUAGAAUUGAGUCCCAAUUGAAUGUAAGGGAGAAGGGAAUGUUUCUAGCUCUACCUCAAACUAACCCAAGGACUCAAGGUGGGGUAAAUGAAGUCAAAAAUAUUCAAGUAGAACAUGCUAAGUCAGUCACUGUCCUUAAAAGUGGAAAAAUUGUGAACAAAGAAAUCCCAACAAAGGUUUCACAACCUAAAGGAAAUUUAGAAACCAAGGAUGAUGACAAGCGUAAAGAGGUUGAGGAUGUUGAGGAAAGAGUGUAUAAGCCUAUUGCCUCAUUUUUCCAAAGGUUGCUUGCACCUAAAAAGGGGACAACAAAUCAAGAUAUUUUGGAAGUGUUUAAACAGGUGAAAAUAAAUACCCCUUUGUUAGAUGAUAUCAAGCAAAUUCCGUCAUAUGCUAAAUUUUUGAAAGAUCUUUAUAUUGUCAAGCAAAAGCUUUCUGUGAAAACGAAAGCAUUUUUUACUGAGCACGUAAGUGCUAUAAUUCAGCAGAAAAUUUCAUUGAAGCAUAAAGAUCCAGGAUCCCCUACUAUCCCAUGCAUCAUAGGAGAUUCAAAAUUUGAUAAAGCAUUGGUUGAUUUAGGGUAUGGUGUAAAUCUAUGA
Messenger RNA from Alnus glutinosa, 993 nucleotides. RefSeq lists its product as uncharacterized. The transcript has a single exon. Lineage: Eukaryota; Viridiplantae; Streptophyta; Magnoliopsida; Fagales; Betulaceae. The record is from RefSeq and is a predicted model, not a curated record. Bases 1 to 993 code for a protein of 330 amino acids.